Fusarium musae is the source of this 636-nucleotide messenger RNA. RefSeq lists its product as uncharacterized. The record is from RefSeq and is a predicted model, not a curated record. Bases 1 to 636 code for a protein of 211 amino acids. The transcript has 2 exons. NCBI's taxonomy places the organism in Eukaryota, Fungi, Ascomycota, Sordariomycetes, Hypocreales, Nectriaceae.
AUGCUCGACACCAGCGAUGAGCUCCACGAAGUGCCUGUCCAUGGCACCUAUUUUAACAAGGCCUGGACACCAGGAAAUGGGGUGUCGAAGGUGACAAAUGGGGAUAUGAGGAUUGUCCGACAAUAUGUGCGUGCCAGCCGCCUCUUUAUCCCCCGAGACGGAGCAAAGCAUAUGCCAGACCAUCUGCCAGUCGAGAUCCCCGGAGAAAACCUGCAGUCUAUGUGGGACAAGGCCAAGGUCAACGAGGUCUCAUUCACGGACAACACGGAAAGAUUCGACUCGAGAACUGAGCCUCCCAACUUCGUGGCGGGGAUCAACACAAUAUUCCAGGAAGGUUGCACUGUGUUCGGAAAAAUUUCCCGGCUUCAACGAUUUGUGAAGGAUAAGGUCGCAGUUUUCGAGGAGCAACCAGCGCCAAUGGCAAGACUCGUGCACCAGAACAACCGAGUCCUGCAAUAUCUUCCCGUUGAACCUCUUCAAAACCUCAAGGUCAGCGAUGACGCCGGGCACCAACCGUCACAUCGUACCUUUUCCCACAGAAACGGCAUAGAUACGCAUUGGAUGUAUCAUGCGACACCAUUAGGGAUCGUUGAGCCCCCUAAGGAGCUCAUCGACAGACUCAUUAUCUUCUUGUAA